Molecule: messenger RNA, 3508 nt
Organism: Acinonyx jubatus (cheetah)
Lineage: Eukaryota; Metazoa; Chordata; Mammalia; Carnivora; Felidae
Gene: OSBPL5
Product: oxysterol binding protein like 5
Exons: 20
Coding region: 244-2781 (845 amino acids)
Biological process (GO): phospholipid transport
Cellular component (GO): cytosol; membrane; intracellular membrane-bounded organelle
Molecular function (GO): sterol binding
Source: RefSeq, a predicted model, not a curated record
GAGGAAAUGGGGCCUUUGUCUUGGGUUUGGCGGGAAGCCACGGGCCCACCCAGGGAGGUGGUGCAGCCCCAGACCUGGAGGAGAGAUGGGUCAGUGGGCCUUCACGGACCAGGUCCUCAGGGAGCGGAUGAGCACGGGAUUAGGAGUCAGGGUCCCUGCUGUGCCACCACCCACCGGGCCAUGACCACAGGGCAAGGCCUCCAGCCCUCCGAGCCUUGAUUUCCUCAUCUAUAAAAUGGGCUGAUGUCGGGGACUUAUGUCGACCGCUUGCCCCAGGCCUGCCCAGGGCAGGAGGAUCUGGGAGAGGGCCCAGGCCUGCUCAAGCCUCCCAGCGCCCAGGCCAUGAAGGAGGAGGCCUUCCUCAGGCGCCGUUUCUCUCUGUGUCCACCUUCCUCCACCCCCCAGAAAACCGACCCCCGGAAGUUCACCCGGAAUCUGGUCUUCAGUGGAGAGAAUGAGCUCUACCCCCUCGGCCCAGGGAAGGACUUGGAGCCCAAUGGCCAGCCGCUGCCGAGGGACGAAGGGCCCCCGACCCCGGGCUCUGCCACCAAGGGGCCACCGGUAGAACACAGGCUAUACAAUGGGUCCGACAAGGAAUGCGUGUCCCCAACAGCCAAGGUCACCAAGAAGGAAGCUCUCAAGGCGCAGAAGGAAAACUACCGGCAGGAGAAGAAACGUGCCACGAAGCAGCUGUUCAGCGCCCUGACGGACCCCAGCGUGGUCAUCAUGGCCGACAGCCUGAAGAUCCGCGGGACGCUGAAGAGCUGGACCAAGCUGUGGUGCGUGCUGAAGCCUGGCGUGCUGCUCAUCUACAAGACGCCCAAGGUGGGCCAGUGGGUGGGCACCGUCCUGUUGCACUGCUGCGAGCUCAUCGAGCGGCCCUCCAAGAAAGACGGCUUCUGCUUCAAGCUAUUCCACCCUCUGGACCAGUCCGUCUGGGCCGUGAAGGGCCCCAAAGGCGAGAGUGUGGGCUCCAUCACACAGCCCCUCCCCAGCAGCUACCUGAUCUUCAGGGCCGCCUCAGAGUCCGACGGCCGCUGCUGGCUCGACGCCCUAGAGCUGGCUCUGCGCUGUUCCAGCCUCCUGCGACUCAGCUCGUGCAAGCAGGGCCGUGAUGGGGAGCCCGGGUCCUCGCCGGAUGCGUCGCCCCCCUCGCUCUGCGGGCUGCCCCCCUCGGCCACCAUCCACGACCAAGACCUGUGCCCGCUGAAUGGCUCCUCCCUGGAGAACGACGCUUUCUCAGACAAGUCGGAGAGGGAGAACGCAGAGGAGUCGGACAACGAGGCCCAGGACCACAGCGGAAAGACGAACGAGAGCGGGAGUGUCCGGUCGGAGACCCUGGAGGGCCUGGCGCCCGGGGGGACCACGUAUGUGGAGCAGGUCCACGAGGAGUUUGGGGAGCUGGGCCAGGCCUCCCAGGUGGAGACUGUGUCCGAGGAGAACAAAAGUCUGAUGUGGCUUCUGCUGAGGCAGCUGCGGCCGGGCAUGGACCUGUCCCGCGUGGUGCUGCCCACCUUCGUGUUAGAGCCCCGCUCCUUCCUGGACAAGCUCUCAGACUAUUACUUUCACGCCGACCUGCUGUCCAGGGCCGCCCUGGAGGAGGACGCCUACAGCCGCAUCAAGCUUGUACUGCGGUGGUACCUGUCAGGCUUCUACAAGAAACCCAAGGGGAUCAAGAAGCCGUACAACCCCGUCCUGGGGGAGACCUUCCGCUGCCGCUGGUUCCACCCCCACACCAGCAGCCACACCUUCUACAUCGCGGAGCAGGUGUCCCACCACCCGCCCGUGUCCGCCUUCCACGUCAGUAACAGGAAGGACGGCUUCUGCAUCAGCGGCAACAUCACAGCCAAGUCCCGGUUUUACGGGAACUCCCUGUCGGCUCUGCUGGACGGCAAGGCCACGCUCACGUUCCUGAACCGUGCGGAGGAUUACAUCCUCACCAUGCCCUACGCCCACUGCAAAGGAAUCCUGUAUGGCACCAUGACCAUGGAGCUGGGAGGCAGAGUGACCAUCGAGUGUGAGAAGAACAACUUGCAAGUUGAGCUGGAAUUCAAGCUUAAGCCUUUCUUCGGGGGCAGCACCAGCAUCAACCAGAUCUCGGGGAAGAUCACGUCCGGAGAGGAGGUUCUGGCCCAUCUCACCGGACACUGGGACAGAGAAGUGUUUAUCAAGGAGGAGGGCCGAGGAAGCACCGAGCUCUUCUGGAACCCGAGUGGGGAGGUCCGGGGGCAGAGGCUGAAGCGGCACACGGUGCUAUUCGAGGAGCAGACCGAGCUGGAGUCGGAGAGGCUCUGGCAGCACGUCACCAGGGCCAUCGGCGAGGGCGACCAGCACAAGGCCACACGGGAGAAGUUUUCGCUGGAGGAGGCACAGCGGCAGCGGGCUCGCGAGCGCCAGCAGAACCUCACGCCCUGGAAACCGCAGCUGUUCCGCCUGGACCCCGCCACCCGGGAGUGGCGCUACCUGCACGAGGACCGCAGCCCCUGGGAUCCCCUGAAGGACAUCGGCGAGUUUGAGCAAGACGGGGUCUUGCACACCGUGCAGCGGGGGACCGCGGCCCACCGGACCGCCUUCCUGGGCAGCCCGGGGCCCAGGCACCAGGGCCUCCUCUGCGCCCCCCAUCCCCUGCCCUGCCCUGCCCAGCACGGCACCCGAAACGCCUGGGUUUGCAGGAGGCUGGGUUCACGGGGCAGCCAGAUGUGCAGGGCGCGGUGCCGGGGGCGGCUGGCUCCUGGCCCGCUGCUCCCCGGAGGUGCCCUCUGUGAGGCUGACAGCCGAUGAGGAAACUGAGGCUCAGGGCAGCCUGGGGGCCCGGUCAGGUAGGAGAAGGAGCGACCUGCCGAGGGAGAGCAGGGAGAGAAGGCGGGGGGCUCCAGGAGGCGAGCAAGAGGUCUCCUGAGAGAAACCCCAGGGCGCAGCCCGUGAGGGAAGCCUGCGGUGUCCUCCACGGGUGCCACCCACCCCACGCGUCACAGAGUCUGUGAGAACAGAACGGCAUCUGCUGGGCCAGCGUGCUCGCAGCUGGAGGCCGGCAGCCACACGGGCAGGACAGGCAGGGUGGCCCCAGUCUCCCCAGCAAGCAGGGGCCACGUCUCUCGCCGUCCACAUGACACCCCUGCCGUCGCCCCUCAGCCCUGACUCGGACGGGCAGCCCCAGCCACCUCCACCUGGAUGCCCCCCGGGCCCCCCCCCACCCUCUCCGCAGCCCCUCCGGCCGGCCACGCCUCGGCCGCCCCUGUACUCUGGGGAAGCACUGGGGGUCAGCCAAUCCUGGAGGUCCCUCUGGACGCGUCUCCCCGUGCCGGGGGAUCCCUAGCUGUCAGCUCACGCAGUGAGACGGGACCAGCGGCCACGGCCGCUCCUUCUAGAGCCGUCCCGGCAUAACCGUGCCGCCGUGUCCGCGGGCCGGCACAUCCCCGGCAGGGCCCCUGGGGCUCAGCCGGAGCAUGAGGCCAGCGGGGGGUGUGGUGGGCACAGGCGGGCCCCCAGCGGCAGUGGCUCUGCCUCU